Molecule: messenger RNA, 504 nt
Organism: Penicillium waksmanii
Lineage: Eukaryota; Fungi; Ascomycota; Eurotiomycetes; Eurotiales; Aspergillaceae
Exons: 1
Coding region: 1-504 (167 amino acids)
Source: RefSeq, a predicted model, not a curated record
AUGCAAAUCUUUGACGAGAAACAAUUGUUGUGGCAGAAUAGCAAGACCUGCAAGCAAUUGGUAGCCUUGGUCCAAGAUGUACUUGGUACAAAAACUGCGAAGAAAGUUCUCUGCUAUGGGCUUGGUGAUUUUUGCCGCACUGCGCCUGAAUGGCUAAAAAAGCAGGACGAUACUUGGGAUGAGAACUCGGAGGUCAAAAAUGUGACGGGCUGCAUGAUCCAGCAUUCGAUGGCUCUUACUAUCGCUCAACUUUGUCGUGGCCAUGAAACAUUGCCAUUGCUUGCCCAAGACCCAGAGUAUACAGAGGUCGCAGAAGAUAUCCUGACCAAGAAGGGAUUCAAAAUUGUUGGAACUCACGGAGCAGGAGGAUUUGCGGAAAUUGACGAAGGCUCAAUCAUAAUAUCACCCUUUGCUGCCGCGCCAGUCAAGCAGAUUAUCGCUGAUCUUGCUCGGCCUGUGCUCAUUAUUUCCGCUGGAUUUGCAGUCUUCAAUAGCCAUGAGUAA